CCAAGGAAAAGGGGUGGUGCUAGGAGCUGAUUGCGGCGGAGCGCGGCUUCUGCAGAGGACAAGGAACGCCCUUCUGCAGGUCUGACUUCCAUCAAAAUGAGCGGCCUGGAGGUGGGCAGCAAGCUCCCUCUCGCCCCAACCGCCACUCCGGACCAGGCCCCAGGAGAUCUGGCCCUAAAUCAGUGCCAGGGGCUCCGCGAGGAAACCGAGUCGGCACAGGAGAUGGCGGAGACAGGUGAGGGCCGUUUGGAGGCCACUGCGGAGGGAGGUGCACCCCGGGAUUCCGUGGACUGUAGCCCCGCACUCAGCGUCCGAGUUGCCGGGAGCCUCAGCCUUGCAGCCACCGGAGGGGGACUCGAAGAUGCUGUACCUCCUUCGAAGGGCCCGGAAGCAGUCUCUGUCUCUGUGGGAGCUGACAACAGCCAGAAAAAUGGCUGUCAGCUCGGAGAGCCGCGUAGCCCUGCGGAGCAGAAGGCUCUGGAAGGCUGUGGCGCAGGGGCCUGGGGGUCUCAGGUGAAGCCUGGGGUGAAGGCCAAGGAAGUGACGACUAAGAAAUGCGCCAUCUCGGCAGCAGCGGAAAAGGAGGGAGUAGCAGAGGCGGUGAUGGAGGAAAAGAAGGUGGUACAGAAGGAAAAAAAGGCAGCUGGUGGAGGGAAAGAGGAGGGACGACCCAGGGCCCCGAAGAUCAAUAACUGCAUGGACUCGCUGGAGGCCAUCGAUCAAGAGCUGUCAAAUGUAAAUGCCCAGGCUGACAGGGCCUUCCUCCAGCUAGAGCGCAAAUUUGGCCGAAUGCGAAGGCUCCAUAUGCAGCGCAGGAGUUUCAUUAUCCAAAAUAUUCCAGGUUUCUGGGUCACUGCUUUUCGUAACCACCCUCAGCUGUCACCUAUGAUCAGUGGUCAAGACGAAGAUAUAAUGAGGUACAUGAUCAAUUUGGAGGUGGAGGAACUUAAACACCCGAGAGCAGGCUGCAAAUUCAAGUUCAUCUUUCAGAGCAACCCAUACUUCCGAAAUGAAGGGCUAGUCAAAGAGUACGAGCGCAGAUCCUCUGGCCGAGUUGUGUCUCUUUCCACUCCAAUUCGCUGGCACCGGGGCCAAGACCCCCAGGCCCAUAUCCACAGGAACCGGGAAGGGAACACUAUCCCCAGUUUCUUCAACUGGUUCUCAGACCACAGCCUUCUAGAAUUUGAUAGAAUUGCUGAGAUUAUCAAAGGGGAACUGUGGUCCAAUCCUCUACAAUACUACCUGAUGGGUGAAGGACCCCGAAGAGGAAUUCGAGGUCCACCACGACAGCCUGUGGAGAGUCCCAGGUCCUUCCGGUUCCAGUCUGGCUAACUUCUGCCCUGUGAAAAGCUCCUGCACAAGUUUCCUUCCCAUUAUCUAUUCUUGGCCAGCAGCAUGCAGCCUUCUGUCUGCUUUUUCAUUGUACUGAAUUAGUUUGUCCUUCAGUUCUAAGUUUUCAACAAUUUCAAGAUGGUUGCUUACAUGCCUAUGCUAUUCUUCUGGCCCUUCAAGCUGUUCUGCAUUGUAUGAACAUGUUACAAGCGCAUGGCCUUCUACUGCUUCUAUGCCACGCUCAUGAUGUUGUAGAUAUGUACUGCCUUCUUUGCAUGGCUUGGGUCCUGUCUGUGACCAUGGUCUUCUCCCAGGUCUUUUAGUGGUUCUCUAUCACAAGGAAGCUUGACACUUCUUUACAAAUAACUAGCCACACUUUAUGCUUGUGCUCCUAAUAUCCAUGUACUAUGUGUUUUUGAGUUUCGCCACUGCAAGAUAAAACUGAAAUCUCAGCCCAGCCAUCAACCCAAACUGGACAUUCCAGGCUACCACUUACUGGAUCCCAGCUGCUUUCCUGGGCCUUUGCUAUCUAACCUGCUGGUUAUCUGGUAGAACAAACAGGUGGCUGGUGGGUAACUGCUCCACACAAAUGAAGUAACCUAAGAGGAACGGUCUUGUACUUUUGGUUAUUGUGUAUCGCAAUCAGCUACUGGUGAGUAUGAAGACCUGUGCCCACCAACAGUACUUGCUCUCUGCUGGUGGAGCUCUGCACAGGCCACCACUGCCUCAUCAUGAACUAUCUAUGGACCUAAGCUCCUAAGCAACACAUAGCAACCCCCAUACUCACCACUAUUACCCAUAAACCCAAUUAGUUGUCAGGCAAGUUGAGUAGUGAUGUGGGAGUGCCUUAAGCAAGGUGGAAUGGUUCUUUUUAGUAGCCUUUCUUGGCCCUAGCCAAUAAACCACCAUUAAUGCAGGUGCCUUUGUUUGGCUACCCCACUUUCCCUUCCACACCUCCUCUGGACAUGAUGAAGUUGCCAGGGUAGGGCACUGAGGAAGAGAUUUUUCUGGAAUGUGGGUCUUGUUAUGCCUCUCACUCUUCCCCCAUCUCUCCUUUUCUCCUCCCUCCCUCUCUGAAGCAGUUACCACUCAGAGACCGAAACCAAACUGGCAGAGUAGGCUUUUUGGUUGUGUCCAGAAAGAGAAAGAUUUGUAAAAUAGACUUCAGAUCUCUGCCCUUAUUUCUUGAUCUCACUUUUGGCAAGGUCUCAAA
Messenger RNA from Sciurus carolinensis (gray squirrel), 2545 nucleotides. It is a transcript of the gene Tspyl4, whose product is annotated as TSPY like 4. Gene Ontology annotation, biological process: nucleosome assembly. The record is from RefSeq and is a predicted model, not a curated record. The transcript has a single exon. The coding region runs from base 97 to 1332 and encodes 411 amino acids. Gene Ontology annotation, molecular function: histone binding; chromatin binding. Gene Ontology annotation, cellular component: chromatin; nucleus. NCBI's taxonomy places the organism in Eukaryota, Metazoa, Chordata, Mammalia, Rodentia, Sciuridae.